Molecule: messenger RNA, 3474 nt
Organism: Staurois parvus
Lineage: Eukaryota; Metazoa; Chordata; Amphibia; Anura; Ranidae
Source: the annotation of a GenBank genome assembly
UUACAGAAUGGUGCUACAAUGACCUGGUAUCCCCCCUUUAUUUCACAUCAUUUUGAUGCUUCAUCAAGAUAUUCUAUUUUAUACACUGCUAACUUUGCACGAUUAUUUGGAAGUAGUGGAUGGUCUCCUGCCCUCGGAGAUAAACAUCCUUGGCUUCAGAUAGACUUAAAGAGGAAAUAUAAAAUAAUGGGAGUUGCCACUCAGGGAACCUAUAACACUUAUUACGACUGGGUGACCCGUUACAUCCUACUGUAUGGGGACCGGCCAGACAGCUGGAAACCAUUCUUUCAGCUGGGCACUAACUGGACCUUUUUUGGCAAUGUCAAUACAUCCGGGGUGAUAGAACACCGCCUCCACUAUCCUGUCAAGGCUCGCUACCUCCGCUUUAUUCCUGUGGCUUGGAACCCUAAAGGAAAGAUUGGACUUCGGGUUGCACUGUAUGGCUGUGAAUACAACCAUGAUGUCCUGUCAUUUGAUGGCGAUGACCUUAUUUCAUACCAGUUCAGGAAGAAAACGAAUCGCACACUGGAAGAUGACAUCUCUUUUAAUUUUAAAACACUGGAGAAGGACGGAGUACUAAUGCACGCCGAGGGGACUCAAGGAGACUACAUCACGCUGGAGUUAGUGAAGGCUGAGCUGGUCUUCAAGAUGAGUCUUGGCAACAGCCCUCUCCACCCAGUAGAUAGUCACACAGUUACCACACUGGGCAGUUUGCUGGAUGACCAAGCAUGGCAUUCCAUACAUAUUCAGCGCAAUGGACGUGAGCUCAACGUAACACUAGAUGGAGAGGUGCAAAGGCUUCGAUGCAAGGGGGACUUUGACCAGCUAGAUCUGGAUACUGAGAUAUUUUUUGCUGGUAUUACAUAUCAGGAUAAAAGCAUCUCACAUAAACAAAACUUUCGUGGUUGCCUGGAGAAUAUAAUCUAUAAUAAUGUCCGCAUUGCUGAUCUUGCCAGGAGGAACAAAACGUCCAUUCGGUUUAUGGGUCGUGUGCGUACCUCCUGUGUGGAAAUGCCGUAUGUUCCUGUCUCAUUUUCUGGCAUUAAUAACUACCUAAUGGUGCCAGGGGUUCCUGCCAACAUUAAGAUGAUGGUAAGCUUUAAAUUCCGGACCUGGGACACCAUUGGCCUUUUGCUCUUCACCAAUUUUGCUGGUUCCUUGGGAUCACUGGAAAUGGCAUUGAGCGAGGGUCAAAUCAACGUGACCAUCUCUCAACCACACAAGAAGAAGCUGGUGUUUGCAGCUGGAUAUCGGCUGAACGAUGGCUUCUGGCACUCAGUCUCCCUGAUAGCCAGAGAAAACUCUGCUGUGGUGGUGAUUGACGAUGAUGAAGGAGCACAAUUCAAAAUUAAUUAUCUGUUCCAGCUUCGAACAGGAGAUUCAUACUACUUUGGAGGGUGUCCAAAGCCAUCUGCUGGAUCUGGGUGCUAUUCCAAUCAGACAGCCUUCCAUGGUUGCAUGCAGCUACUCAACGUGGAUGGUCAGCCGGUGGACUUCCAUCGUAUGCAGCUGGGUUGGCUGGGGAGGUUCUCAGAAGUCAUGUUUAAUGUCUGUGCUAUUGCUGACAGAUGCAGGCCAAAUCCUUGUGAACAUGGAGGGCGUUGCUAUCAGUCUUGGGAUGACUUUUUCUGCAUCUGCGACAUGACUGGUUACAAGGGGGAAACCUGCCAUAAAUCUCUUUUCAAGGAAAACUGCGACGCCUACAGAAUUAGCGGCAAAUACUCUGGCAAUUACACUGUGGACCCAGAUGGCAGUGGACCUUUAAAGCCUUUCUAUGUCUACUGUGACAUUUCUGAGGAAAGAGCUUGGACCUUAGUACAACACGACCGGUACUAUCGCACUAAAGUGGUUGGCUCCAGUCCAGACCAGCCGUUCUUAGGAGAGGUGCAUUACUGGAAUGCUUCUUGGGGAGAGGUGUCUGCAUUGGCUAAUGGAUCGGAAUAUUGUGAACAGAUGAUAGAACUAUCCUGCUACAGGUCCAGGCUCCUCAAUACACCAAUGGGAUUGCCUUUUAGCUUUUGGAUGGGAAGAAAUAAUGAGAGACAUUUUUACUGGGGUGGCUCUAACCCUGGAAUUCAGAGAUGUGGUUGCGGCAUCGAGAAAAGAUGUGCAGACCCCAAAUUGUACUGUAAUUGUGAUGCUGAUCACCUUCAGUGGAGAUAUGACAGAGGGUUAUUGACCUUCCGUGAUCAUUUACCAGUGACCCAGGUGGUUGUCGGAGAUACAAACCGCACUAGUUCUGAAGCUUGGUUUUUAGUUGGACCUCUACGUUGCUAUGGAGACAGGAACACAUGGAAUACUGUGACGUUUAUGAAAGCAACACGCCUCAUUUUCCCAACCUUCAAACCCGGGAAUAGUAUGGAUAUCUCCUUCUUUUUCAAGACUACAUCCCUCUCUGGAACCUUUCUGGAGAACAUGGCCAGUGACUUCAAGAUCUUUAUCAGAAUUGAGAUGAACACAACAACUGACUUGGCAUUUAUUUAUGACAUUGGUAACGGCCAUGAAAAUGUGACUGUAAAAUCUCCACUUCCUCUAAAUGACAAUGAAUGGCAUGAAGUAAAAGCUGAAAUGAACGUUAAACUUGCUCGAAUCAAGGUGGACAGACUUCCAUGGGUUAUCCGCAACUUCCCUAUCCAGACUUACCUGAACACAUCAUAUGACCGACCACUUUAUGUAGGCUCUGCAGACUACAGACUGAAGCCAUACAUUGGCUGUCUCCGUGGUCUUCGGAUGAAUGGUCUGACCUUAGACUUAGAAGGAAAGGCAAAUGAGAGAUUAGGGGUGAGGACCAACUGCACAGGCUACUGUGAGAGGCCACAGAUGGAGUGCCAGAAUGGAGCCCGCUGUGUGGAGAGAUACAGUUACUAUACCUGUGACUGUAAUGGAACUGGCUUUGAAGGACCAUUUUGCACUAGAGACAUUGGUGCAUAUUUUGAAGCAGGAACAUGGCUACGCCACAAUAUACUUUCAGCUGGCAUGGUUGCUGCCCAGGAAUUUGCGAAAGUCAUCCUGUCUCUUCCCCUUUAUGUCAGCAACUUGACUCGUGAGGAGAUUUCAUUUAGCUUCAGGACUAACUCAGCACCAGCUGUUCUUCUGUAUGUCAGCUCCUUCAGCACAGAUUAUAUUGCCUUCCUUCUCAGGCCAGAGGGUAGGUCCAUGUUUUACAUAAUGCUAAUUACAUUUUUUAAAAUCCAUUGUGAUCUGGAAACACCAUUGUGUGCAGUUUUGGGACACAAUUCUGAAGGAAUAAAAAAAACACACACACACACACACACACUUUAUAUAUUUCAGUUAUGGGAAAAACACUUAUUGCAGAUUUUUAUGGGUGUUUCCAAGUACAAAUCAGUUACAAAUCAUAACAUGGUGGGGAGGGGGUAUCAAAAUAAAAAGAUGGGUGACUUUAAUAGGGUCAGUUUGGUGUAUGUAAGGCUAAUACUUUUUUCUUUUGUUUUGGAUAGAGUAGGGCACGAUUAG